This is a messenger RNA of Cuscuta epithymum, 1466 nucleotides long. Lineage: Eukaryota; Viridiplantae; Streptophyta; Magnoliopsida; Solanales; Convolvulaceae. The record is from the annotation of a GenBank genome assembly.
CAAGCCCUUAGAAACCUCAUAAACAAACUCCAAAACAGCUUCUCGCUGCUGCGCAUCGCCCCUUCGAUCGAUACCUUCCGGUAAUAAUUUGUUCAUCUCUAUCUGCUUUUCUAUGCACGUUUCUGGUCCGAUCUCCUUCUGUCUUGUCCACUUGGCUUUGCUUGUUUUUUCCUUCCCUUUUUCUUUUUGUUUGACUGGGAGCUUUUGUGAGCUGGAAGUUAAGGAAAACAGGAUUAUUUCAUUUUUAUCUCUGGGAUUAGAGCUUCUGUGUUCUUUUCCAGUCCAAUUGCGGCGGAGGUGAUACAUAUAUAACAUGCCAGAGCCAGUUGAGGCUUUUGAGAAAAAACAUUUCGAUAGUGGGAUCCCAGUCAAAGAAGACAGUGAAUAUGUUAGGCUAUUUGUAAACGACGAAGCAACAGUUAGUGAAUCAUAUGUUUUCCAAUCACCUCUUGAAACCAGAAAAAGAGCUCUGAAAUGGUGGACCAAGGCAUUUAUGUGGUGCAUUAUAUGUAUACUGAUUCUCUUGAUCUUCGUAAAGUGGGGAGUUCCUUUUCUCUUUGAGAAGGUACUGAUUCCCAUCUUACAAUGGGAAGCCACUGCAUUUGGCCGUCCAGUGUUAGCACUCAUCCUUGUUGCUUCAUUGGCAUUAUUUCCAGUGAUUCUGGUCCCUUCUGGACCUUCAAUGUGGCUAGCUGGAAUGAUCUUUGGAUAUGGCCUUGGCUUUGUCUUAAUCAUGUUUGGAACAACCAUCGGAAUGCUCCUUCCUUACUUGAUUGGUUUGCUUUUCCGAGACCGGAUCCAUAAAUGGCUGAAAAAAUGGCCACAACAAGCUGAUGUUAUCAGAUUGGCGGGAGAGGGGAGUUCAUUUCACCAAUUUCAAGUGGUUACACUGUUUCGGAUUUCACCGUUUCCGUAUACCAUCUUUAAUUAUGCUGUAGUGGUAACAAGCAUGAGAUUCUGGCCAUAUUUGUUGGGAUCAAUUUCAGGAAUGAUUCCUGAAGCUUUUCUCUACAUCUACAGUGGCAGGCUUAUAAGGACAUUUGCUGAUGUCCAAUAUGGGAAUCAUCGUCUAACUCCUGUGGAGAUCAUAGCGAAUGUUAUUUCACUCAUUGUUGCAAUAAUCACUACGGUUGUUUUUACUGUAUACGCAAAGAAAAAACUAAAUGAACAGGCAGCAAUUGGCACCCAAGAUUCCAUCUCUGGACGUGAUAAAUUUGAGAUGGAGAGACUCCCCCCUGAAAAACCCAAGCAAAGCCAUACCCCAUCCUUGUAGUUGUAUUUAGAGCCUGACUUUAUUUAGAUGACUAUUGUAUAUAAUCUCGGGGCUUUUGUAAGAUUACUCUUUCAUAGCUCCAUGUCUGUAAUUUGAACAAUGAUAAAUAACAAAUGGAAGGGGAUUAUUACAUAAGAAGAGUAUCUCUGUAAGAUUGCAACUAACAUUAAGAAGUGAUUGUUAUUUUUUCCUA